CUGCAGGCGUUUCUGUCAACAUGGCGGGUACCCUGGGUCUCUUCUUUGCCGGACGUGUCCGCGCUGUCGUCGCUCCCUGCGGUUUCGCGACCCGAGGGGUGGCAGGCCCAGGCUCUAUCGGCCGCGAGCCGGACCCCGAUUCCGACUGGGAACCGGAGGAGCGGGAGCUGCAGGAGGUGGAGAGGUACCAGCUCCUUUCCGAACCCUCAGCCUGAAGGAGGGUCUCCCGCCCCGGCGAUCUAGGCCGCGUCUCCUUGGCGCCGGGCGUCCAGCCGUUGCGUUUGCAGCGGCCCUUGUUUCUUACUCUGACCAGAGACGCAGGGGCAAGUAUUCAGCUCCUUUGGGACCACGGGUCCCCUCACCAGUGACGUAUUUCAUCACCCGUUUAGAGAGUUCGGCUGGCCCAAGUUCUAGGUGUGCGAUUUCUGGGACGGUGAACAAAGAGGAGGGCUAGCACUCCGUGAUUUAGCCCGAGACUCUUCACCCACCCAGCCUCCUUCCACGCAUGGCUCCUGCCAUUGGUUCUCUUCUCCUGCACCCUGAAACGACAGAAAAAAGCUAUUCGGUUCCAGCAAAUUCGGAGGCAAAUGGAGGCGCCAGGUGCCCCACCCAGGACUCUGACGAUGGAGGCCUUGGAGCAGAUCCGGUACUUACAUAAAGAGUUUGCCGAGUCCUGGUCAGUCCCCAGGUUGGCGGAAGGCUUUGAUGUUAGCACCGAUGUGAUCAGAAGGGUUUUAAAGAGCAAGUUUGUUCCCACAUUGGAGCAGAAACUGAAGCAGGAUCAAAAAGUCCUUAAGAAAGCGGGACUUACCCCCUCGCUCCGCCAGCUUCCGGGCUCUGGGGACACCUGGAAACUGCUUCCCACGGGCCACUCUGUGUCGGGAGGUGAAGCCUCAUGCCAAGGCCAGGGUCCCAGCACAGCGCUGACGGUGACGGAACCGAAUACUCACAGCACGGACCCACUGAGGAGACAGAAGAGAAGGAAUAACGGGAUCCAGAGCCUGGAGGAGGAGAGCUUGGCGCCUGUGGCUGAACGUCAUUGGAGAGAGCCGCGGAAGUGUCCCACCAUGGACUGUGAGGGCGCCAGGGGGACCGACAGGGCUGGGUUGUCAAGUGCGAUCAGGCUGGAGGAGCUGAAGGCAGGAGAGCAGGGCGGCCAGAACUUCAGCAGCAAAGUGGUGCAGCGGGGGCGCGAGUUCUUUGACGGCAGUGGAAACUUCCUGUACAGAAUCUGAGCUGGAGCCCGACUUGCGGAGAUGCUGCGUCAAACCCAGCUGGGCCAGGGCAUCUGCGCUGCCUGGAUUCCUGUGUGUGGAUCAGCCACCCUGAAAUAAGAGGAGGUGAUGAGUCUGGAAAUGGAGGAAAGAGUUGCUUGGGUUUCCAGCUGACAAGAGGCAGUGGACUUCACAGGGCAGGUGUAUAUGGGGGCAGCGUGAAUGCCCGGCCGGGUACAGCCCAGCUUCCUGGAGCUUGGCUCCCCUGGUCUGACCCACACGGACAUUCACUACUCACCCAUCUUGCUUAGGUUCUCUCUUUCCAAACCAGCCCAUAUUGCAUGUGUUAGGGAUUUCAGUUGUACCUGCAAGAUAAUGUUUUGGAGGAAUUGAGAUGUUGGCCUUCUGACUUUGUUAUUUGUUGAUUAAUGAACACUAACAGUUCUGAAACUGUUUAGUCAAUUGGCUGUUUUCAUUAUGUGCAAAAUAAACUGAAACGUAGCAGUGUG
Molecule: messenger RNA, 1723 nt
Organism: Artibeus jamaicensis (Jamaican fruit-eating bat)
Lineage: Eukaryota; Metazoa; Chordata; Mammalia; Chiroptera; Phyllostomidae
Product: neugrin
Exons: 2
Coding region: 588-1235 (215 amino acids)
Cellular component (GO): nucleus
Source: RefSeq, a predicted model, not a curated record